Messenger RNA from Pieris macdunnoughi, 315 nucleotides. Lineage: Eukaryota; Metazoa; Arthropoda; Insecta; Lepidoptera; Pieridae. The record is from the annotation of a GenBank genome assembly.
AUGAGGGCUAUUUCGAUCUGUCUUCUGCUCCUGUAUUACCAACAAGUCCUUUCUGCUCCUGCUGGGCCGAUCGGUACAUUCCUCCAAACGAACGCCAUCGGGUUUCCCGUCAUCCACGAUGCUCAGACGUGGAUAUUUGACCCAGACGUUGCUCAACGAAGAAGAAAACAAUUUAUUGAAUUGAAUGGGGAUAAAGGCGAAAAGUUAAUAGAGCGGUUUGGUCUGGGAAUUGAUGGCUAUGAAGAUGAGAGGUUGAGGCAACAAAGGAUUCGUGACGAGGGUCAUUUGGGAGGUUUGAACGCUUUGCAGCCCUAA